GAAUUCGAGAAGUACACAAGACGUCGGAGACGGACAAAAAACGAGAAAUGGACAAAAGCCAUUUCCAACUCGGUUCUUUCCUGACUUUCGUUUGGUUUAAUUAACUCUUAGUUUAAUUGCAAUGUGUCGCAAGCAACAUAAGCUGAUGCCCGUGUAGCUAUUGAACGUUUGGAAAUAUGAAAAUAAUAAAAUCGAAGAAAGUGCGUAGAAAAUUGCUAGUGAUAAUUUCGGCGAAGGCGGCAGAAGCGACAGCGAGAGCAGCACAGGCCCGAGGAACAACAGCAGUGUUUGCGGCGGCAGGAGCGAUCAGCGGCCAGCAUGGACGUGCAGAAGCUCUUCGAAGAUCUCGAAUCGAAUAAUCCGCAGGAGUCGGAGGCGGCGAAGAAGACCCUUGCGGAGUUUAUCAAUCAAACUAAAGACCAAAGUAUUCUGCAAGGAGUCAUGGAUUAUUACGUAAGAACGAAUUCCGUUCGAAUUAUCGAUGUCCUGGUCAAAGUUCAAUCUCCUAUCGACAUGUGCGUGCUGGAUCGAAUUGCGGACUGGAUGCGUGGUCAACACCGACCGGUAGCGCUCGACCUGCUAGGCUUUAUCAUCCGCAAGCCUCCGACUUGGCUUUAUAAAAUUGCAAAGCAUAAGUUAAUUAAGGAAAUACUAAAGUUAUUACAAACCGAAAAGGAAAUUAUACAUCUUAUGAGUGCUUUGUUAUGCAUUAUUACGUUACUUCCAAUUAUCCCGUCAUCUGUACCAAGUUUUCUGCCCGACUUAUUGGAUGGGUUUGGCCAUCUGGCGGCGUGGAACGCGCAGAAUGCUAACACUAUGCACGAAAGCCAAAUAAUACAUAUACAGAUUGGAAUUUAUUUGUUAUUUCAUUAUUUGUAUGGCAUGUAUCCGAACAGUUUUCUUCGUUACUUACGUCGAUUCGCAUCAAAAGAUAGUGCCAUAUAUCAAAGUACGAUAAGACCACUCCUAGAAACAGUUAAGAUGCAUCCACUGCUGGUUUGUAGCACUCCCGAGGAUGAAACGAAUAAUACGAGAUGGAAAGAGAAGCAACCGCACGAUAUUGUCGUGGAAUGUGCAAAAUUAUCCCUGGAAUAUCAUCAGGACAGUGUGGUAUACUUCUGUAAAAAUGUAAUGCUGAGAAAAGAAGCAGCUGCCAAUGAGGCACAAAUAUCACAACUACAAUUCAGCAGCUGGAACCGACCAAUUCCCGCAUUCAGUACGAUCACCGAUAUGUCCGGGACAUUCCGUUCAUUGGUGGACGGUUCGAAUUUACUAGCGGUUCAGAAAAUGAAAAAUCCAAUAUGGAGUCCCAGCGCAGAAAUCCUUUCCACACCCCCGCCCACAGCCGCAAUUACUCAUACUCCGACGCCUAAUUACAAUGUUCCCAACAUGCCGAGUAAUGUAUCUGGUGCGACGGGUGCGUCGCCACCAGAAGCGGCUGUAGAAGCUACUCCCGAGACUACGCCACUUAAAGAUGCUGUUAAACGCACGAUCGCUGCAAAUUCUACAGCCAUUCGUGCAUUACCAGUAUCUAGUGAACCCGGAACACCUUUGCACAAAAUAGAUAGCAAGGACGUGCAGCCAUUCGAUUUCAAUCAGCAAACUUAUCAGCUAAAAGGUUUGCACUUCCGCCUGCUGCAAGUAGGUCGAGACAGAAGUGAAUCAGAGAAAAGACUGUCGAGCUCGAAGUCUGUGGAUCUGUCGGGUCCAUCUACGACCACUGGGGCGCUCCAAUACGAUGCACAAGCAGUUAGGUCGAUUAACCUCCAGCCACUCGACUCCCCUACUAAUAUCACUGAAAGCACUCAGGAAGACCAAGAAGUGUCAGAAUUGACAAACACAAACUUUGCAGUGACCCAUUCGGACACCCUACAGGAUAUAUCGGCAGAUUGCGGUGAUGAGACUGAACAAUCGCCUUGUUCAAUAGGCGGUCUAAAUAGUGCAGCCUGCUCAACAAUGCCCUUACAGGAACGCCGAGCGUUGCGGAAUCGGCCGAAGAUAUGUUGCCUUAAUGAUCACAGCAGCUACUUAAGCUAUGGUACAAGUCCUGCUGACAAUGAGCACACUGACCGUUGCAAACUAAUUAAGAGUACAUGCAGAGUGCGUAGGUCACGUUCGUGGCCUGUGAUAAAAAAUCUCCAGGAAGUCGUAACGCGACAGACGCAGUAUAGUUAUCAAGCGAACGGAGAGUCGAGUAGUCCGUCUGGCGAUGAUGCUGUCUCCGCUGCUACUCAUUUCAAGCAGAUACAGCAAAAAUCCAAGCUAGCCAGAAAAUUUGACGGAAGAUUGCUAACAUGUCGAAAGGACUCUUGUACGCAAACCCUUCCGCAGUGGAAUUACGAAGAGAAACUGUUUGAGCUGGUCAUCGAACAGAAUAAGCUGCGGCAGAUGAAUCAGAAGAAGCCGUUCGAUCCCUAUGAAAUGUUCGACCAAUGUGUUAGCAAGAAUGUAGCGGACACGAAGAACAGGGAAGAUGUGCUGAGGGAUCAAAUACGGUUACUUCAUCUGUUAUUAAAUUUCGAGCGGUAUCGAAGGGAAGUGCACGCCGAGCGCAAUCGAAGACUUCUAGGUAAAAGCCGGGACUUGCGUUCGCUGGAAAAAGACGAAGACCGCCUACGAGAUCAGUUGAAAAAACAACAGGACGAAAUGGAGAAACUAACCAUGUAUGCAGAAAAGCAUCGAAGACGGGCCAAACAUCGGGAGGAAGAACUCAUGAGUGAGGUGAAUUUGUGGAAAAGCAAGUACCACACGGAGUUAGAAACUAGUAAACAAUUGCGAUUAAAUAUCGAGAAUCUGCAGCGACGCGUAAAUGAAGAGAUGGCGGGGCGCAAAGGAAUGAUGCUACAGAUAGAAGCCCUGCAGGGAGAACUUUUCGAUAUGCGCAAUGAGAUGCAACAGGUUCAAUAUCAAGCAGAACUUGGUUUACAGUACAAAAAGGAAUUAGUCAAGUUGCAGACGGAGUUGAUGGUGGUUGGGGAAAUUCAGGUGAAAUGCCGAGAUAAAUUGAACGAUUUGGAAAGCUUGAAAGCUCGCGACGAGGAGGCGUCUCAGCUGCAGGAAAGUUACAGCAAAGAAAUUAGAGAAACCCGGAGUGCCCUCGAAACAAAGUCUGCACAGUUCGACGCAGCCACCCAUCAAAUUUCUGCCCUCCAAGCGAAUAAUGCCGCCAAGGAUAUCAAUUUUACGGAUCAAAAGCGAUUAUUGAAAUCCGCCAAGGAGGAAUAUGAUGAGAAAUUUAAGGCAUUGGAGAAGAAAUACGAAAUUCAAAAGAUGGUUAUAGUUCAAAUGGAAGACCGCAUUGCUGAGUUGUAUCGGAAUCAAACUGCCACGAGUAUGGCUACGACGACACCGGAAUCAGAAAGGACAGAUUUCAUCAGUUCUAUGGAGCAUAAUUCACCACUUUCUGUAUCCUUAACAUCCAACGAAGGCUUAUCAACUAGUUUGAGAUCCGUCACGGAGAUUCGCAAUCUUCAGGCAUUGGUUGUGAGCCCACCAAAUACUGCCACUGAGCAUAAUUCCCGGUCGAUUCCCGUUACAUCGUCAUCGGUUAUUAUAUCGCAUCAACAAGCAAGCACAUCCUCUCAACCAUUUGCGUCGGCGAGCUCAUCGACUACGAUAUCAUCUACGAGGCGUACCUCGUCUAGCAUCCAAACGAGUAGCCAUAGCUCAAUAACAAUGGGCACCACAACAACCACCACAUUCAAUGAAAUGACAACGCGUUUACAGAAUAUAUCCUCGACGUCAUCGUCGUCAUCAUCCGCAUUAUAGCCGUCGCCGAUUUCAUGCAAUAUUUUGCAAUGAAACGAAUCUUACAGCACAUGACCUCGACGGUUAUCUCUCUUUUGCUUUUGAUAUUCGUGUUGCGAGGACCUCAACCACACACACACCACUAAUGUAUCGGCAUCACUAAACGAAAUGAAAUCAAAAACUCCCAAUUUCUUCCUUUCGCGCCGGCGAACAAGGGCCUGAACUUGUCGGGGCGACUCGGAAGGAGUGUACUAGUAUAAAAAUGUGUUAUUUUUGUUGUUAUCGUACAUAGAAAUGUUUUUACGAAAUUUUGCUCGAAUUAUUGUUUAUGAUUAUAAAAUUUUUUAAAAAA
Molecule: messenger RNA, 4099 nt
Organism: Hermetia illucens (black soldier fly)
Lineage: Eukaryota; Metazoa; Arthropoda; Insecta; Diptera; Stratiomyidae
Gene: Tsc1
Product: hamartin
Exons: 7
Coding region: 319-3768 (1149 amino acids)
Biological process (GO): negative regulation of TOR signaling; negative regulation of cell population proliferation; regulation of cell cycle
Cellular component (GO): TSC1-TSC2 complex
Source: RefSeq, a predicted model, not a curated record